Wasmannia auropunctata (little fire ant) is the source of this 930-nucleotide messenger RNA. RefSeq names its product ABC transporter A family member 2-like. The record is from RefSeq and is a predicted model, not a curated record. Gene Ontology annotation, biological process: transmembrane transport; lipid transport. Gene Ontology annotation, cellular component: membrane; intracellular membrane-bounded organelle. The transcript has 5 exons. Lineage: Eukaryota; Metazoa; Arthropoda; Insecta; Hymenoptera; Formicidae. Gene Ontology annotation, molecular function: lipid carrier activity; ABC-type transporter activity. The annotation marks the transcript as partial.
AUGUCAAUACAACAAAUGCCUUAUCCACCGCACAUCGAAAUAGACAGGAUUGAUACAAUGUUACGUAUACAAAUUGUUACAUUCGCAGUUAUGGCUUUUAUAAUUCCACUUUGCAUCGAAGUCAACUAUUCAACGAAAGAGAAGUUUAUAGGUGUAAAUGUUUUAAUGGCAAUGAACGGAGUCAAAGUAGUGUAUAACUUAUUUAGCUGUUUAAUUACAGGAAUAUUGUUUAGCACAAUUUACAUAGUACCAAUAGUUAUAAUAUUUAAGAAUACCUUUUCUCAUAAUGUCGAUGCCUAUUUGAAAUAUGGAAAUGGGUUUAUAUUUUGGCUCUUAAUCACUACACAUGUUACUCAUCUUAUAACAUUUGGCAUGCAUGUUGCAGCAUAUUUCUCAAAACCACAAUUCGUGUCAAGUGUUUUAACCAUUGUUUAUACGGCGAAAGUUUUAUUUUAUGACAAAACAACAAACAUGAUAAAACAAAAAGCUUUCGGCGUUAUACCAUAUUUUGGUAUAAUAUUUCCAAAUAUUAUGCUUUCUAGACUUUUUGAAGAAACAGAUGCUUAUGAAAGUAGAUCGAUUGGCAUUCAAUGGAGCAAUUUUUUUAUUUCUGGGCAAUCAAAAAAAUAUGGUACUGUAGGAAGUCCAGGUUUUAUAUUUCUCUUUUCAAUCUUGGGUACUGCGAUACAUUUUACACUUGCAGUAUAUAUAAAUGCUAUUCUUCCUGGAAAAUAUGGAGUCCGAAAAGAUCCAUUAUAUUUUUUGAAGUGUCUGAGGAAGAAUAAAGUAGCUCUUGAUGAAGAAGCUAUCGAAUUUGAUUACCAUAAGGCUAACGAAGACUUUGAACCGGUAUUAGGUGGUGCACUUACACCUGGAAUACAAAUACGUGAUCUUAAAAAGUCUUAUACAACGUGCUGGUUUCGAAAAUCU